UAUAUAUAUAUGAAGUGUUUAUAAAGUCCUUGUUCAAAUUUUAUUAAGAAAAGUUAUAUUACACAAGAACUAUAUAUAAAGACAUAUAUAAUUCAUAAUAUUUCAUCCUUAUUCCAAAUAUAUUUAUGAAGUCGGAGCAAUCUCGAGAAAUUCCAAUCCAAAGUUGUGGCAACACUAGACCAGCUGGUGUUCCAGGUGGCAACACUAGACCAGCUGGUGUUCCAGGUGGCAACACUAGACCAGCUGGUGUUCCAGGUGGCAACACUAGACCAGCUGGUGUUCCAGGUGGCAACACUAGACCAGCUGGUGUUCCAGGUGGCAACACUAGACCAGCUGGUGUUCCAGGUGGCAACACUAGACCAGCUGGUGUUCCAGGUGGCAACACUAGACCAGCUGGUGUUCCAGGUGGCAACACUAGACCAGCUGGUGUUCCAGGAAUAUCCGUUAAGUACCUGAACGUCGGGGGAUCGACGGCCACACACUCACCAGGCCCAAGACUGGAUGCUGACUAAUCCAGUCAACCUGUUCUACGACGCCAUUCACAACCCUCUCAGACGAACCUAACACCGCUCUCAACACGGGCGUUCCUCUAACAAUAAUAAUAUUAUUUUCAAUAUCUUUCUUUCUCAAUGAUAUGUAUAUAUAUAUA
Messenger RNA from Cherax quadricarinatus, 649 nucleotides. The record is from RefSeq and is a predicted model, not a curated record. NCBI's taxonomy places the organism in Eukaryota, Metazoa, Arthropoda, Malacostraca, Decapoda, Parastacidae.